AUGGGCUUCCUGCACCAGCUGCAGCUGCUGCUCUGGAAGAACGUGACGCUCAAGCGGCGGAGCCCGUGGGUGCUGGCCUUCGAGCUCUUCAUCCCCCUCGUCCUCUUCUUCAUCCUGCUGGGGCUGCGGCAGAAGAAGCCCACCAUCUCUGUGAAGGAAGUGUCCUUCUACUCGGCUGCGCCCCUGACCUCGGCUGGCAUCCUGCCUGUCAUGCAGUCACUGUGCCCAGACGGCCAGCGGGAUGAGUUUGGCUUCCUGCAGUAUGCCAACUCCACGGUGACCCAGCUGCUGGAGCGCCUCAGCCGCGUGGUGGAGGACAGCGACCUGUUUGACCCAGCGCGGCCCAGCCUGGGCUCGGAGCUGGAGGCCCUGCGUGAGCGCCUGGAGGCCCUCGGUGCCGGCCAGGGUGCCUGGGAGAGCGACUCGGACAGAUCUGCAGCUUCCAGCUUCGCGCUGGCCUCGGUGGCCAGGGACCCGAGGGAACUCUCACACUUCCUGGUGCAGAACCUGUCGCUGCCCAACAGCACGGUCCAGGCCCUGCUGGCUGCCCGGGUGGACCCGCCGGAGGUCCGCCGCCUGCUGUUAGGCCCUCGGCCUGCCCUGGGUGCGGAAUCGGCCUUCCCUGGGGCUCGGGAGCCCUGGAGCCGCCUGGGAGGCAGCCCCCUGUUCCGGAUGGAGGAACUGUUGCUGGCCCCUGCUCUGCUGGAGAGGCUCACGUGUUCUGGGGAGCUGGGCCGCCUCCUGGUGCUGCCCGCGAACCAGCAGGCAACACUGCAGGGCUACCGGGACACCGUGUGCAGUGGGCAGGCGGUGGCGCGUGCUCGCCGCUUCUCCGGGCUGGCCGCCGAGCUCCGGAGCCAGCUGGACCUAGCCAAGAUCGCCCAGCAGCUGGGCCUGGCUGCUCCCAAUGGCUCGGACCCCCAGCAGCCGGUGCCGUCCCCGCAGAGGCUGCAGGCGCUGCUCGGGGAUCUGCUGGACGCCCAGAAAGCCCUGCAGGACGUGGACGUGCUGUCGGCGCUGGCCCUGCUGCUUCCCCAGGGUGCCUGUGCUGGCCGCGCAUCAGCCUCACCCUCCAGCAGCCCUGGCGGGGCAGCCAACGGCACAGGGCCAGGCGCCAACGCCACAGCCGAGGAGGGCACGCCGGCCGCCGCAGCCCCGGCCACCACGGACGCUCUCCAAGGCCAGUGCUCGGCCUUCGUUCAGCUCUGGGCCGGGCUGCAGCCCAUCCUCUGUGGCAAUAACCGCACCAUCGAGCCCGAGGCACUACGCAGAGGCAACAUGAGCUCACUGGGGUUCACCAGCAAGGAGCAGCGGAACCUGGGCCUUCUGGUGCACCUCAUGACCAGUAACCCCAAGAUCCUGUAUGCGCCGGCCGGCUCCGAGGCCGACCGUGUCAUCCUCAAGGCCAACGAGACGUUUGCUCUGGUGGGCAAUGUGACGCACUACGCACAGGUCUGGCUCAACACCUCAGCUGAGAUCCGCAGCUUCCUGGAGCAGGGCCGGCUACAGCAGCACCUGCACUGGCUGCAGCAGUAUGUGGCGGAACUGCGACUGCGGCCCGAGGCCAUGAACCUGUCGCUGGACCAGCUGCCUCCUGCCCUGCGGCAUGACAACUUCUCGCUGCCCAACGGCUCUGCCCUCCUACAGCAGCUGGACACUAUUGACAACGCGGCCUGCGGCUGGAUCCAGUUCAUGUCCAAGGUGAGUGUGGACAUCUUCAAGGGCUUUCCAGAUGAGGAGAGCAUCGUAAACUACACGCUCAACCAAGCCUACCAGGACAACGUCACAGUGUUUGCCAGUGUCAUCUUUCAGACCCGGAAGGAUGGCUCUCUUCCCCCCCAUGUCCACUACAAGAUCCGCCAGAAUUCUAGCUUCACAGAGAAAACCAACGAGAUCCGCCGGGCCUAUUGGCGCCCGGGCCCCAACACGGGAGGCCGCUUCUACUUCCUCUACGGCUUCGUCUGGAUCCAGGACAUGAUGGAACGCGCCAUCAUCAACACGUUUGUGGGCCACGACGUGGUGGAGCCGGGCAGCUACGUGCAGGUGUUCCCGUACCCCUGCUACACGCGUGAUGACUUCCUGUUUGUCAUUGAGCACAUGAUGCCGCUCUGUAUGGUCAUCUCCUGGGUCUACUCGGUGGCCAUGACCAUCCAGCACAUCGUGGCUGAAAAGGAGCAGCGGCUCAAGGAGGUAAUGAAGACCAUGGGCUUGAACAACGCGGUGCACUGGGUAGCUUGGUUCAUCACCGGCUUCGUGCAGCUGUCCAUCUCGGUGACGGCGCUCACAGCCAUCCUCAAGUACGGCCAGGUGCUGCUGCACAGCCACGUGCUCAUCAUCUGGCUCUUCCUGGCUGUCUACGCCGUGGCCACCAUCAUGUUCUGUUUCCUGGUGUCUGUGCUGUACUCCAAGGCCAAGCUAGCCUCGGCCUGUGGCGGUAUCAUCUACUUCCUCAGCUACGUGCCCUACAUGUAUGUGGCCAUCCGGGAGGAGGUGGCCCACGAUAAAAUCACCGCCUUCGAGAAGUGCAUCGCGUCCCUGAUGUCCACCACGGCCUUCGGCCUGGGCUCCAAGUACUUCGCGCUCUACGAGGUGGCCGGCGUGGGCAUCCAGUGGCACACGUUCAGCCAGUCCCCCGUGGAAGGAGACGACUUCAACCUGCUGCUGGCCGUCACCAUGCUGAUGGUGGACGCCCUGGUGUACGGCGUGCUCACUUGGUACAUUGAGGCGGUGCACCCAGGCAUGUAUGGGCUGCCCCGGCCCUGGUACUUCCCACUGCAGAAGUCUUACUGGCUGGGCAGUGGGCGGACCGAGGCUUGGGAGUGGAGCUGGCCGUGGGCCCGGGCCCCCCGCCUCAGCGUCAUGGAGGAGGACCAGGCCUGUGCCAUGGAGAGCCGGCGCUUCGAGGAGACCCGAGGCAUGGAGGAGGAGCCCGGCCACCUGCCGCUGGUGGUGUGCGUGGACAGGCUGACCAAGGUCUACAAGAAUGACAAGAAGCUGGCGCUCAACAAGCUGAGCCUGAACCUGUACGAGAACCAGGUGGUCUCCUUCCUGGGCCACAACGGGGCCGGCAAGACCACCACCAUGUCCAUCCUGACCGGCCUGUUCCCGCCCACGUCGGGCUCGGCCACCAUCUACGGGCACGACAUCCGCACGGAGAUGGACGAGAUCCGCAAGAACCUGGGCAUGUGCCCGCAGCACAACGUGCUGUUCGACCGCCUCACGGUGGAGGAGCACUUGUGGUUCUAUUCACGGCUCAAGAGCAUGGCGCAGGCCGAGAUCCGCAAGGAGAUGGACAAGAUGAUCGAAGACCUGGAGCUGUCCAACAAGCGGCACUCGCUGGUGCAGACGCUGUCGGGUGGCACCAAGCGCAAGCUCUCCGUGGCCAUUGCCUUCGUGGGUGGCUCCCGGGCCGUCAUCCUGGACGAGCCCACGGCCGGCGUGGACCCCUACGCCCGGCGUGCCAUCUGGGACCUCAUCUUGAAGUACAAGCCUGGCCGCACCAUCUUGCUGUCCACUCACCACAUGGACGAGGCCGACCUGCUGGGUGACCGCAUCGCCAUCAUCUCCCACGGGAAGCUCAAGUGCUGUGGGUCCCCGCUCUUCCUCAAGGGCGCCUACGGCGACGGGUACCGCCUCACGCUGGUUAAGCGGCCUGCCGAGCCUGGGGGUCCCCAAGAGCCAGGACUGGCCUCCAGCCCCUCCGGCCGAGCCCCGCUGAGCAACUGCUCGGAGCCGCUGGUGUCUCGCUUCAUCCGCAAGCACGUGGCCUCCUGCCUGCUGGUGUCGGACACCAGCACUGAGCUCUCCUACAUGCUGCCCAGCGAGGCCACCAAGAAGGGGGCCUUCGAGCGCCUCUUCCAGAGCCUGGAGUGCAGCCUUGAGUCGCUGCACCUGAGCAGCUUCGGGCUGAUGGACACGACACUGGAGGAAGUGUUCCUGAAGGUGUCGGAGGAGGACCAGUCACUGGAGAACAGCGAGGCUGACGGGAAGGAGUCGCGGAAGGACGUGCUGCCCGGGGCUGAGGGCCUGGCGUCCGGCGAGGGCCAGGCUGGCAACCUGGCACAGUGCGCGGAGCUGGCUCGGUCCCAGGCCUCCCUGCACUCGGCGUCCUCUGUGGGCUCCGUGCGGGGUGACGAGGGGGCUGGCUAUGCCGAUGUCUGCGGUGACUACCGCCCACUCCUCGACAACCCGCAGGACCCUGACAACGUCAGCCUGCAAGAGCCCGAGGCGGACGCCCCCCUGCAGGAGGGCCAGGGCCGCAGGCUGCAGGGCUGGUGGCUAAAGGCACGCCAGUUUCACGGGCUGCUGGUCAAGCGCUUCCACUGUGCCCGCCGCAACUCCAAGGCGCUCUGCUCUCAGAUCCUGCUGCCCGCCUUCUUCGUCUCCGUGGCCAUGACCGUGGCCCUGUCUGUCCCCGAGAUCGGGGACCUGCCCCCGCUCGUGCUGUCCCCCUCACAGUACCACAACUACACGCAGCCCCGUGGCAACUUCAUCCCCUACGCCAAUGAGGAGCGCCGGGAGUAUCGGCUGCGGCUGUCCCCCGACGCCAGCCCCCAGCAGCUGGUGGGCACCUUCAGGCUGCCGUCGGGCAUCGGCGCCACCUGCGUGCUCAAGUCCCCGGCCAACGGGUCCCUGGGCCCGCUGCUGAACCUGAGCAGCGGCGAGUCACGGCUGCUGGCCGCACGCUUCUUCGACAGCAUGUGCCUGGAGUCCUUCACGCAGGGGCUGCCGCUCUCCAACUUCGUGCCGCCGCCGCCCUCGCCCGCGCCGGACGAGGACCUGCUGCAGGCCCGCAACAGCUCUCAGCCGCCCACGGCAGGGCCAGAGCCGUGGACGUCGGCGCCGUCGCUGCCACGCCUGGUGCGGGAGCCCGUGCGGUGCACCUGCUCUGCGCAGGGCACCGGCUUCUCCUGCCCGAGCAGCGUGGGCGGCCACCCGCCACAGAUGCGCGCGGUCACCGGCGACAUCCUCACAGACAUCACGGGACACAACGUCUCAGAGUACCUGCUCUUCACCUCCGACCGCUUCCGGCUGCACCGGUACGGAGCCAUCACCUUUGGCAACGUGCUCAAGUCCAUCCCGGCGUCGUUCGGCGCGCGGGCCCCGCCCAUGGUGCGCAAAAUCGCAGUGCGCCGGGCAGCCCAGGUGUUCUACAACAACAAGGGCUACCACAGUAUGCCUACCUACCUCAACAGCCUGAACAACGCCAUUCUCCGUGCCAACCUGCCCAAGAGUAAAGGCAACCCUGCGGCCUACGGCAUCACCGUCACGAACCACCCCAUGAACAAGACCAGCGCCAGCCUCUCUCUGGAUUACUUGCUGCAGGGCACCGAUGUGGUCAUUGCCAUCUUCAUCAUCGUGGCCAUGUCCUUCGUGCCAGCCAGCUUCGUGGUCUUCCUGGUGGCAGAGAAGUCCACCAAGGCCAAGCACCUGCAGUUUGUGAGCGGCUGCAACCCGGUCAUCUACUGGCUCGCCAACUACGUGUGGGACAUGCUCAACUACCUGGUCCCGGCCACCUGCUGUGUCAUCAUCCUGUUCGUGUUCGACCUGCCGGCCUACACGUCGCCCACCAACUUCCCAGCUGUGCUCUCGCUCUUCCUGCUCUAUGGGUGGUCCAUCACACCCAUCAUGUACCCUGCCUCCUUCUGGUUCGAGGUGCCCAGCUCUGCCUACGUAUUCCUCAUCGUCAUCAACCUCUUCAUCGGCAUCACGGCCACCGUGGCCACCUUCCUGCUGCAGCUCUUCGAGCAUGACAAGGACCUGAAGGUGGUCAACAGUUACCUCAAAAGCUGCUUCCUCAUCUUCCCCAACUACAACCUGGGCCACGGGCUGAUGGAGAUGGCCUACAAUGAAUACAUCAACGAGUACUACGCCAAGAUCGGCCAGUGGGACAAGGUGAAGUCACCGUUCGAGUGGGACAUUGUCACGCGGGGGCUGGUUGCCAUGACGGCCGAGGGCUUCGUCGGUUUCCUGCUGACCCUCAUGUGCCAGUACAACUUCCUACGCCAGCCACAGCGCAUGCCCGUAUCCACCAAGCCGGUGGAGGAUGACGUGGACGUGGCCACUGAACGCCAGCGUGUGCUGCGGGGGGAUGCCGACAACGACAUGGUCAAGAUUGAAAACCUGACCAAGGUGUACAAGUCCCGCAAGACUGGGCGUAUCCUGGCCGUGGACCGUCUGUGCCUCGGCGUCCGGCCCGGCGAGUGCUUCGGCCUCCUGGGCGUCAACGGCGCGGGCAAGACCAGCACCUUCAAGAUGCUGACGGGGGACGAGAGCACCACGGGAGGCGAGGCCUUCGUCAACGGGCACAGCGUGCUGCGGGAGCUACUCCAGGUGCAGCAGAGCGUGGGCUACUGCCCGCAGUUCGACGCGCUCUUCGAUGAGCUCACGGCGCGGGAGCACCUGCAGCUGUACACGAGGCUGCGCGGCGUGCCCUGGAAGGACGAGGCGCGGGUGGUGCGCUGGGCGCUGGAGAAGCUGGAGCUGACCAAGUACGCCGACAAGCCGGCCGGCACCUACAGCGGCGGCAACAAGCGCAAGCUGUCCACCGCCAUCGCCCUCAUCGGCUCCCCCGCCUUCAUCUUCCUGGACGAGCCCACCACGGGCAUGGACCCCAAGGCCCGGCGCUUCCUCUGGAACCUCAUCCUGGACCUCAUCAAGACGGGCCGCUCGGUGGUGCUGACCUCGCACAGCAUGGAGGAGUGUGAGGCCCUGUGCACACGCCUGGCCAUCAUGGUGAACGGACGGCUGCGCUGCCUGGGCAGCAUCCAGCACCUCAAGAACCGCUUUGGGGACGGCUACAUGAUCACGGUGCGUGCCAAGAGCAGCCAGAACGUCAAGGACAUUGUACGAUUCUUCAGCCGCAACUUCCCGGAGGCGGUGCUCAAGGAGCGGCACCACACUAAGGUGCAGUACCAGCUGAAGUCGGAGCACAUCUCGCUGGCCCAGGUGUUCAGCAAGAUGGAGCAGGUGGUGGGCGUGCUGGGCAUUGAGGACUAUUCGGUCAGUCAGACCACGCUGGACAACGUGUUCGUGAACUUCGCCAAGAAGCAGAGCGACAGCCUGGAGCAGCAGGAGGCGGAGCCGCCCUCAGCUCUGCAGUCCCCGCUGGGCCGCCUGCUCAGCCUGCUGCGGCCGCGGUCAGCCCCCACGGAGCUCCGGGCACUGGCGGCCGAUGAGCCUGAGGACCUGGACACGGAGGACGAGGGCCUCAUCAGCUUCGAGGAGGAGCGGGCUCAGCUAUCCUUCAGCACAGACACGCUCUGCUGAUCGGCCUCAGGAGCCUGGACAGGGCCACCCGUCCCCAGUGCCACCUGCCAGGACCUGGAGCUGGAGGCUGGGGGACCUCACCCCGCAGCCCAGCGCCAUCCUCCGCCCAUCAGGCGGUCACCAAGGCCCUUCCCUGUCGUGCCAAAGGCUGGCCCAGCCCCGGGCUGCGUACACCCUCGCCCUGCUUUGCCUUAAAGCCUUGGGGUCUGACCCAGCCCCCACCUGCCUGCCCAGUGCUGCCCACUGUCCUAGGUCGGUGGGCUCACCGGGCAUUCCCUGACCCUCUGACGCCUGGCCAUCUGCACUGGCUCCUCGGACACUGAACUCGGGGCAGUCCCUCCCCAGGCUUGGUGGUCUUCCCGUGGGAGGAGUCUUGCCCUGCCCUGCCCUGCAGGCGGCCGCCCAGGAAGCUGCCCUGGCAGAAGCCAGUGCUGCGGGCCAGGUCAGCCCCUGCCCUCCUCCCGCCCUCGUCGGCCCAGCUUGGCUCUCUGCUGACCCCCACCUGGGCGUGGGGCCUGUACAUAGCGCACAGAUGUUUGUUUUCAAUAAACUCAGAAAAGCUG
Ochotona curzoniae (black-lipped pika) is the source of this 7832-nucleotide messenger RNA. RefSeq names its product ATP binding cassette subfamily A member 2 (gene ABCA2). Gene Ontology annotation, cellular component: membrane; intracellular membrane-bounded organelle. Gene Ontology annotation, molecular function: ATP hydrolysis activity; lipid carrier activity; ABC-type transporter activity. Gene Ontology annotation, biological process: transmembrane transport; lipid transport. The transcript has 49 exons. The coding region runs from base 1 to 7269 and encodes 2422 amino acids. The record is from RefSeq and is a predicted model, not a curated record. NCBI's taxonomy places the organism in Eukaryota, Metazoa, Chordata, Mammalia, Lagomorpha, Ochotonidae.